UUGUGAGUCAACUUUGUAGGAUUGGUGGUCUUCGAGUUCCCCUCCACGCUGGUCCAUGGAGGCCGUCCACCUUGACACACGUUUCACUUUUCUCUGCUUAGCCAGUGUAUAAUUGGCCCAACUACUUCAACAAUGGGCACUGAAAAAUUAUUGAUUUUACUUGGCUUAAUCGCCAGUGUAGUCUUUUCUGCCUUGGGCUAUGACAUGAGGAAAUCAAUCGUAUACGAUAAAAAGACCCCUGGUGUGUUCUACUGUCCUCAACACAAAGUCACAGAUGUCGACAAAUUGAUAGUGAGAGCCAGGCCGCUGAAGAAGUUGUGCGAAUUUGAUGGCAAAAAGCCCCUGCCCUCUUCAUACAAAUCUGACUGCUAUGCGGAUAUUGACGAAUCUGAUUUCGGCUGUAAAGAAAAAUACAGGAUUAUGAAACGUCUCAAGGAUCCUAAGGAUGAGGUCAAAAAGAAGAAAUUAUAAGCUGAGAUUGCAUCCUCCUGGCAGUGAAGAUAACUCUGCUGAGAAAUGGCAAAGUGCGUACAACAAAUUGACUAAAAAGAAACAAAAAGGAAGGAAGCACUAUUGAUUUUUGAAGACAUUCUAAUUAAGUCUAAUGCCAAAUUAACAUCAAAAUUAACUUAUUAAUUUGUUUUUACUUCUUUUACAUUAUUUUUUGUUAGAUUAAACAGUAGAGAUAAUCUGUGAGGAUGAUCUUAUACCUGAACUGUAUAAUGAUAUGCCAACCUUGUAUUAUUUACAAUUAUAAUGAUUUUUUAAAAAUAAUAAAA
Messenger RNA from Cimex lectularius (bed bug), 779 nucleotides. RefSeq lists its product as uncharacterized. The record is from RefSeq and is a predicted model, not a curated record. The coding region runs from base 133 to 471 and encodes 112 amino acids. NCBI's taxonomy places the organism in Eukaryota, Metazoa, Arthropoda, Insecta, Hemiptera, Cimicidae. The transcript has 6 exons.